Molecule: messenger RNA, 8163 nt
Organism: Chelonia mydas (Green sea turtle)
Lineage: Eukaryota; Metazoa; Chordata; Testudines; Cheloniidae
Gene: GOLGA4
Product: golgin A4
Exons: 27
Coding region: 21-7379 (2452 amino acids)
Biological process (GO): Golgi vesicle transport
Cellular component (GO): Golgi apparatus
Molecular function (GO): small GTPase binding
Source: RefSeq, a predicted model, not a curated record
GCCGGGCUCCGACACGGGGAAUGCCCCCAGGCGGUUUGUCCCUCGCUCCUCGCCGUAGCGUCCCGUCCUCUCAGCUCCACGUUGGCCGCGCAGGCGCAGCGGCUCUUCUGUUCACCUGCUGGGGAGGGGGGAUCCCGGAAGGAGCGGAGGUGAAGCGGCGGCGGCGGCGGCUGAUCCGGGGAGCGGAGUCACCAGCGCUCGCGGGAGGAGCUCGGCUCCCAACCCCACCACCCCCAUCCCUGAGCCCUCCGGAGAGGGGACGGGGCGCGGGAAGGAGGGAGAGUGACGCCCCGUCCCGGAGCCAGAGCGGGGACCGGCAGCGGGGGCGGCUCCCCGCGUUCCCCUGGCCGCCCCCUCCUCCCCGGGGGGCCGCCGCCAUGUUCAAGAAACUGAGGCAGAAAAUCGUCGAGGAGCAAACGCAGCCGCGGAGCCCAGGGGGGCGGGCGCCGCAGCAGCCGCAGCUUGGGGAAACUUUAUAUUUGCAAUGGACCCACUCCAAAUCUUCACCACCACCACCAGGCAACAGGAGCAGAACAUCUUCACUUACAGAACAACCUGAUGAAGGCACUUUAACACCAGACAGAGAGCUGCUAGCCGGGAUGAUAGCAGAGCCUGCUUUUCUCUCUGAGUAUACUAUCUUUGCUUUGGAUCCCAAACAACCUAAACCACAGAGUGACAGUGUGAAUGUAUCUAAACAAACAGCCCCCAAAUCCACAGACAGCAAUGGAAGUGAACCACCUUCCCCUCAGUUAAGUGACACUCAGACUUUUGCACAGAAACUCCAACUCCGGGUUCCUUCAAUGGAAUCUUUGUUUCGAAGUCCAGUAAAAGAAUCCCUGUUCCGCUCUUCUUCUAAAGAGUCCCUGGUACGAACUUCUUCGAGAGAGUCAUUAAAUCGACUGGACUUUGACACACCUGGUCCCACAUUUGAUCCACCAUCUGAUGUUGAAAGCGAGGCAGAAGAGUCACUGGGAAACAUGGACAGCCUCAGCAAAGAACAGCUUUUACAACGAUUGCGUAGAAUGGAACGUAGUUUAGGCAACUACAGAGGAAAAUAUUCUGAGCUGGUCACUGCCUAUCAGACUGUCCAGAGAGAGAAGAAAAAGCUACAGGGUAUAUUGAGCCAGAGCCAGGAUAAAGCACUUCGGAGAAUUGGAGAACUACGAGAGGAGCUCCAAAUGGAUCAACAAGCUAAGAAACAUCUCCAGGAAGAAUUUGAUGCAUCUUUAGAAGAAAAGGAUCAGCUUAUUAGUGUCCUGCAGACUCAGGUAUCUUUGCUGAAACAGCGAUUACAGAAUGGCCAAAUAAGCACUGAAUUACCCGAAACAAAUACUGAAACUGAACCACAAGUUCAAAGUCCAGCAAAAGAAAUCAGUGCAGAAAAUGUUUUGGAGCCAGGAGGUACUGAGGGUGAUGGAGAUUCUGCAAAAACACUAGAAACUCUGAUUAAGAGAGUGAAACGUCAAGAGAACUUGCUUCAGCGAUGUAAAGAGAUGAUCCGAUCGCACAAGGAACGCUCUGCACAGCUAACCAAUGAGAAAGAAGCACUGCAGGAACAACUAGAAGAGAGACUUCAGGAAUUAGAGAAAAUGAAGGAGCUUCACAUGGCUGAGAAAACUAAACUGAUUACUCAAUUGCGCGAUGCAAAGAAUUUGGUUGAGCAGCUAGAACAAGAUAAGGGCAUGGUAAUAGCAGAGACGAAACGACAAAUGCAUGAAACGAUGGAAAUGAAGGAAGAGGAAAUUGCUCAGCUGCGUGCUCAUAUCAAGCAGAUAACUACCCAAGGCGAGGAGUUACGAGAACAGAAAGAAAAAUCUGAAAAAGCUGCAUUUGAAGAGCUUGAGAAGGCUCUGAGUACAGCCCAAAAGGUAGAGGAAGCACGGAAAAAGCUGCAAGCAGAGAUGGAUGAAAAAAUUAAAGCAAUAGAAAAAACAAGUGAGGAAGAACGUGUAAACCUUCAACAAGAGUUAACUAGGGUGAAGCAGGAGGUGGUUGAGAUUAUGAAGAAGUCUUCAGAAGAGCGUGUUGCUGAGCUAGAGAAAUUGCAUAAAAGAGAUCUGGCUACCAAAGAGCAGGAGCUAAAUGAGAGAUUACAGGCUCAAGAAAAGGAGUUCCAGGAGAAGAUGAGGGCAGCUCUUGUAAGCGUCCCUACAAUGUACAAGGAAAAAAGUCAAAGCGAGUGUUUACAGACAGUACAAGAAAAAGAGCAACAGGAAUCCCUGGCAUUAGAAGAAGUAGAACUGCAGAAAAAAGCAGUACAAUCAGAGUGUGAGAAGAAACUUCAGGACAUGCAGCAAGAAAUACAGACAUCUAGAACUAGAAUUCUUGAAUUGGAAAGUUCCCUUGCAAAGUAUUCACAAGAUGACAAAAGACAAUUUGAGGAACUAACUACUUUGAUAGAGUCUGAAAAAAACAAGCACAAUAAAGAAAUUACUGUAAUGGUUGAAAAGCACAAGGAAGAGCUAGAAAACAUGAAGCAGCAGGAGAAAGAACUUUGGACAGAAAAACUGCAAAUCUUAAAGCAACAGCAACAGUCCACAAUAGAAAAAUUGAGAGAGAAACAUGAACAAGAAAUGGAUAUAAUGUUGAAAGAAAAAGAGUCAGUUUUCCGUGCACACAUAGAAGAGAUGAAUGCAAAAACAUUAGAAAAGCUUGAUGUGAAACAAACAGAGCUAGAAGCAUUAUCUUUCGAGUUAUCAGAAACACUAAAAAUACGUCAUGACCUAGAACAAGAGCACUUUGUAUUGAAAGAUGAUGUAGAUAAAACAAAACAGGAGUCUGAGGCAAAACUGGAACAACAGAGAAACCACUACCAGGAAAAAAUUGACAUGAUGGUUAAAGAGCAUGACAUAUCUGUCCAAGGAAUUGAGAAGGCACACACAGAAGAAACUAACCAACUCAAGGUACAGUUGGAAGAAAAAGAAAAACAUCUGGAGGAAUUAAAAGCACAAGAACAUAAACUAAAGGAAUCGCUUGAAAUAUCUGAAGCUGAACUUAAGCAAGUGUCUGCUAAACUAGGAGACCUCUGCCAGUCCCACCAAAAUAACUCCAGUGAGCAGGCAAAGGUUUAUGAAGGACAGUUAACAGAGCUACAACAAAAGUUGACAAAUAUGGAAGCUGAAAAAUCACAUCUUAAAGAACAGAUUGUAAGAGCUGAAUCACAGCUGAAUGAAGUUAGGACUGAAUUAGACUCUUACAUAUCCCAGGUACAUGACUUGAGGCGGCAGCUGGAAGACCAGAGGAGUGAAAACAUGCAGAAAAUAACUUCUCUAAAGCAACAGUAUGACUCUCAACUGAAAGAUCUCGGUACAGAGAUUGAUCAGGCAAAGAGAGAUUUGGUUGAGAAGGAAAAUCAACUUGAACAACUAAAAAAGCAGCAGAAUCAACAGGUGGAAGAGCUCAAACAGAAGAUAUCAGCCAAAGAGGAGAGAAUUAGUGCUUUACAAGUUGAAUAUGAAAAUAGUUUUAAACAACAAGGAACCAAGAUGGAAAAAAUCAAACAAAAAGCAAAAGAGAUGCAAGAAACGUUCAAGAAGAAACUUUCAGAACAAGAAGCUAAACUGAAAAAAGAAUUUGAAAACAAGCAGUUGGAGUUCAGUCAGAAAGAGAAACAUUUCAGUGCAAAAAUGCUGGAAAUGGCACAUGCCAGCUCAGCUGGAAUAAAUGAUGCUGUGUCAAAACUGGAAAUGAAUCAGAAGGAGCAACUAGAAAGUCUUGUAGAAGCUCAUAGGCAGGAACUAGAAGAAGUUGCUCAAACAUGGGGAAAAAAACUCAAUCAGCAGCUGGAAGAGCUCAAGGAAAAGCACGAAACGGAACUACAUAAAAAACAGAAGGAAGUUGGAGACCUUAAACAGAAGCUUGCCACCUUCAGUGCUGAGAAAGAGGGGACUAACAUCGAGAUCACCCGGCUGAAGGAAGAACAAGUGAAGAGAGACGAAUCUUGGAAUGAAUUGCAAGAACAACUAAAGCAGUUAUUGGCACAGGUGAACACCUUGUCACAAAGUGAAACUGAUCUCAAAGCACAACUUGAAAAACUAGAAGAUGACCUCAGUCACUCUCUGAAGGACAGGGCUGUACUACAGGAACAGCUCAGGGAGCAGAAAACAAUGGAAGAAAAGCACAAGAUCAAAGUUACAGAACUGACAGAUAUGCUGAAAACAUCUGAUGAAAAACUCCAAAUUCUGGAAUCCUCAUACAGUAAAGAACGUGAGGAUUAUGAGAAAAAACUAGAGGAUAAACAUUUGGCGAGUCAGCAAAAACAAAUUGAAUUUGAGAGGUUGUCAAGCGAACUAGCAGCACAGCUAGAUAUUUACUGGAAGGAAGCUGACGCUUUAUUGCAAACUAAAACCAAUGAAGUAAUUGAAAAAUGUACUGAAAAAAUUAAUUUAGUAAUCUCCAGAAUUGCACAUUGUCAGCAUCAAACUACAAAAAUUAAAAAAGCAAUAUUAAUUAAGAACUGUAAAAUUCCUGAACUAGAAACACAACUUAGACAAAUAACAGAACAUCAUACUGCAGUAAAUAGCUCUUUGCAGGAGUCCACACAACAGUUACAAGAUAAGGAAAAUGUAAUUAUACUCAUGAAAGCUGACAUUGAAAGACUUGUAACAGAAAAGGAGCUGUUGCAAAAAGAAGGAGGGCAUCAGCAACAGGCUGCAACAGAGAAGGAAACUUGUAUCACACAGUUAAGGAAAGAAUUAUCUGAAAAUAUUAAUGUUGUCACUUCAAUGAGAGAGGAGCUUAAGGAAAAAGAAUCUGAGAUCUGUGCUCUCAACAAGCUUGUGACUGAACUAAAUGUCAAACUUGAAAACAGCGUAGGUUUAACAGAAAAAGAAGCAGCCAUAUCUUUGUUAAGCAAGCAACACCAAGAGAAUCAACUGCAGUUAUUGAAUCAGGUGCAGGAAUUAUCUUCCAGGGUUGAGUCACUGAGUCAAGAAAAAGCAUCAGCUUUGGAGCAGGUAGACCACUGGAUGAACAAACUGUCAGAAUGGAAGAAAAAAGCACAGUUAAGGUUUACCCAGAAUCACAAUACUAUUAAAGAAUUACAAAGUAAGCUUGAAUUAAAUAAUAUCCAAGUUGGUGGAAAGGAUGAAGAAAUAAAUCAACUGAAGGAAGAGCUGGAUAAGCAAAGCAGGAAUUUAGAUAGUUUGAAAGCUGUAAUGGAACAAAAGCAGAGGAGAAGGGAAAAGCAAGAAGGAGAAUUAACUGCAGAGUUAAAAAUCCAAACAGCAAGAACUGCUGAGCUGGAGGAACACAUUGCUCGGAAAACAGCGGAAAAUGAUUCUUUAAUGGAAGAACUUAAAAGGCACAACGAGCGAAGAGACACUGAGCAAAAAGAGCUUGUUCAGCAACUUCAACAGGCUGAGGUUGUAGUUGUCGAAAAGGACAACAGGUUCAAGGAGGCUGAAGAAAAAGUGCUAAGUCUUGAAAAGCAAAUGGAUUCAAUGAAAGCUGAACUCGAUACAAAGCAGAGAGAAUUUGAACAAAUGAAAACUGCAAUGAUGAAAAGCAAAGAAGAAGAGUUGAAGAUGCUGGAAGAUAGGAUGAAUGCAGAAAACACUAUCAAAUUAGCAGACCUGAAAAAAAAGGCGGAACAAAAAAUAGCUUCUGUUAAAAAGCAGUUGACCUCUCAAAUGGAAGAAAAGGAACAACAGUUAAAGCUAGCUAUGGAAAAUCAGUUAAAAGAUUUAGAACAAAAAAUGCAGGAAAGAGAGGCCAAAAUUAUGGAUUUAGAAGAAAAAAAUAGAUUAAUAAGAGAUUCAGCAGACUUGGAAAGAGAAAUAAUACAAAAAGUAGAAAAUGUAAAAACUUCCUUAGAGCAAGAAAAAGCCAGUAUGCUAGAGAAUGUACGACAGAUGUAUGAAGAGAAAAUAAGUGUAAUACAAAAAGACUUAACAGAUAAGGAUGGAUUAUUACAGAAGUAUGAGAACGAGCAACAAGAAAGUAAUGACUCUAAGCUAAAAAUGAAAAGCCAACAGGAGGAACUCUUUAAAAAAUUGGAAUGUACUGAGAAAAAGCUACAAGAAGAACAAAGUGUGAUCAAAAGGCUCCAGAAAGAAAUAGAGGAAAAAAAUAAGAAAUAUUCUUUGUUACUGGAUCAACACACACAAGGUGGUGAUGACUUAGCAAGCAUCAGAGAAGAAUUAAAAGCCCAAGUACAAAAACAUCAUGAUAUGGAAAAUGUGAUUGGAAACUUACAGAAACAGCUUCAAGAAAAAGAUGAAGUCAGUCAGUCUUUGGAGCAGAAGAUAAGAGAGUUGGAGGAUGAUAUAAUAAAGAAUAAAGAAGCAUGGAAGGUUGAGAUGGAAGAGGUAACUUUUAAAUAUGAAGAAAAAUUGCAAGGUCUCCAGCAGCAGUUGGAUGAAAGAAAUAGCCAGCUGAAAGUUUUUGAAGAAAAUGUAAAAGAAGAGACUAAAUCUGAUUUGGAGCUGCAGAAAUUACUUGGUGAUAUGCAGACUCAGCAAAAGGAGUUGCAAGCUAAACUGGAGGAAGCUGACAGAGAGAAGCAAAAACUUCGCAAAGAAAUAAGCAAGGUACAGAAGGAUUUGCGUACUUUGCGGAAGGAGCAUCAGCAGGAACUAGAUAUAAUGAAGAAGGAAUCUUUAGAGGAAAUGGAACAGAAAAUCAGAAUUGAACAGGAAGAUAUGGAACUAAAGCACAACUCCACCUUAAAGCAGUUGAUGAGGGAGUUUAAUACUCAGCUGGCUCAAAAGGAGAGGGACUUGGAAACAGCUGUACAUGAAACUAUCAGUAAAGCCCAGGAUGUGGAAACUGAACUGAUAGAAACCCAUCAUGCAGAGACAACACAGUUGCAUAGAAAAAUUGCUGAAAAAGAUGACGAUCUAAAAAGAACUGUAAAAAAGUAUGAAGAAAUCCUUGAGGCUCGUGAAGAAGAAAUGACAGCAAAAGUAAAUGAGCUGCAAACACAGCUGGAGGAAUUGCAGAAGGAAUACAAACAAAAGCUGGCCGAUGAGGAGAAUAGGCACAGGGAAGAAGUAACAAUAACAGAGCUUCAGAUACAGCUAGCACAGAAGACAACUCUUGUCAAUGAUUCAAAGUUGAAAGAGCAGGAGUUCAUGGAGCAGAUUCAUAUACUGAAAGACAGGUUGAAAAGUUAUGAGAAAAAUGUGUAUGUCACUGCUGUCGGAUCACCAUACAGAGAUGGGAAUCUCUGCCAUGCUGAUGUCUCUCUCUUUGGAGAGCCUACUGAGUUUGAAUACUUGAGGAAGGUGCUGUUUGAAUAUAUGAUGGGCCGUGAGACUAAGACAAUGGCAAAGGUUAUAACCACAGUGCUGAAGUUCCCAGCCGACCAAACUCAGAAGAUCUUAGAACGAGAAGAUGCUCGACCAUUGUUUACCUCACCUCGCAGUGGUAUCUUCUGAAUAUUCCCAUCAGUCUGUGCUUAGUUAGCAUGUGGUCAUGGCUACGACCAUCUUGAAGAAAUGGUGAUAGUAAGGUCUUAUGACAAUGCUGCUUAGAAAUACAUUCAUAUCUCUGUUCUCCAUUGAGAAUGGACAAGAGGAAAAACUAUUAUUCAGGGUCCCAAAUGGAGCAGUAAGACUGAGGAAAUCAACACACACUUUGGACCGUGAAUAUCGUUAAAACUGCCUUGAGAAGAGAUGCUAAUCAGUGGUUAUCUGGUGAGGAGUCUUUUUUCCCCCUCGUAUUGAAUACUGUCUUCUAUUUUGUGUUAAAGGUUAUUUUUUUAAAAGGGAGAAAAAAGACUGUAACCUAGAAAGACUUUGCCCCGCUCUUGUAUCUCAGUACAGGUUUCACUGGGUGUUUUUAAGAGUUGAACUUAACAGGUUAUCUCUUCUAUUUAUUUUUGAUUUCUUGACUGACUGAAUGAAUUGUGCAAUACAUUUUUGGGUGGGUAGCAGUUAGUGGGUGAUUCCUGGUGAAUUAGGCCAUUUGUUUGAAUAUUUUCUUCCAAUUUGAUCUUUUGAUUGUUUGCUAAAGGCCAUUUCUUUAAGCUUUUGCUUACAAUAAAUCCAAAUUUUAGUACCUCAUGUAUUUACUCUUAGCUUUUGUACUUAUAUUUUCUGGAGAAGAAAUACACUACUGUAAAUUGUAAAUAGUUAAUACAUAACUGUAUCAUAUGCUGAUCUGUGACUGGCAAUGCUAAUCUGGCAGGAGCUGAGAUGAAAUAAAGUUUUAUUUACUAUA